Messenger RNA from Neoarius graeffei (lesser salmon catfish), 857 nucleotides. It is a transcript of the gene cabp4, whose product is annotated as calcium binding protein 4. The transcript is spliced from 6 exons. Bases 4 to 813 code for a protein of 269 amino acids. Gene Ontology annotation, molecular function: calcium ion binding. The record is from RefSeq and is a predicted model, not a curated record. NCBI's taxonomy places the organism in Eukaryota, Metazoa, Chordata, Actinopteri, Siluriformes, Ariidae.
GAGAUGCAGAAAACACCUUCACUAUCCAGCGACGUAGGGCAUUUACAGGGCGAGCAGAGGGAGAGGUAUUUGCAAAAAUUGAGGUUAGCGGGCUUAGAGAACGACGUUUACCUGCUUCCACCAGGAUUGUUCACUGACGUACGGAAGUACACGAAGCCCUCGUCUUUACCUGACUUCGGCCCACAGGAUCUGUAUACCUAUGUCGUUAAAAACCCAUCGCCAUACACAGGUAUUGAUCUGAAAGCGUAUAAGAGUUUGGAUGCCUACAAAUAUUUUGUGUCAGGCUGGGUAACAUGCCUACAUCAGCGGGUCGUCCCUGGAGCCGGUGGUCGCCAUCUGAUUACAGCUAAGGACAGAAAGCUGAUGCCGGAGGAGUUGGAUGAACUGCAGCUUGCCUUUAAGGAGUUUGAUUAUGAUCAGGACGGAUAUCUGCAUUAUAAAGACGUGGCAGACUGCAUGAGGACGAUGGGGUACAUGCCCACAGAGAUGGAGCUGAUCGAGAUCAUCCAGCAGAUCAAGAUGAAAUGGGGCGGUCAUGUAGAUUUUGAUGAUUUCUGUGAGCUCAUGGGUCCGAGGAUGCUGAUGGAGACGGCUCACAUGGUGGGAAUGCGAGAGCUGCACUGUGCUUUCAAACAGUUUGACUGUAAUGGAGAUGGAAGGAUCAGCUUCGAGGAGCUGAAAGAGUCGAUGAAGACACUGCUGGGUGAAAAACUGAAGAAGGGAGAGCUGGAGGAGAUUCUGUCUGACAUCGACCUUAAUGGAGACGGAACUGUGGACUUUGAUGAGUUCGUGAUGAUGCUCUCGGCUCGGUGACGUUCUCCUGGAGUUCCGGCGAAACGUUUCAGCUUUAAAUUCAC